This is a messenger RNA of Bathycoccus prasinos, 2085 nucleotides long. RefSeq lists its product with no specific name. Lineage: Eukaryota; Viridiplantae; Chlorophyta; Mamiellophyceae; Mamiellales; Bathycoccaceae. The coding region runs from base 1 to 2085 and encodes 694 amino acids. The transcript has a single exon. The record is from RefSeq and is a predicted model, not a curated record.
AUGAGUCGGAAACAUAAAGAAAGACAUAAAGAAGGUCGUUUUGGUGGUGGUCGCCUUGAGAUUGAUUUUGGUGAUACCAUCAUCGUCCACGCGAUAUCGAGAGGAACGAGGUACAAGCCACAGUUCUCGCCGUCGGCGUUACUUUUUUUGUUUCACCGAAAUGCACUUUUUUCUUCAACGACGAAAGAAGUUGGCGGCGACGAUAAUGAUGAUGAUGACGAUACCAUCAUCGAAACGAGAACGAAGAAAAUGAUGGAAACGUUUCAUCCGCUGAUGAGGCACAUUUUUGCGAGUUCAAAGUGCGCGAGCUGCGUCCACGCGAUUGAUUUCAGCAGUAACAUUAACAACAACAACAAAAUUGAAGACGAUGUAGACGGGAGGAAGAAAACGAGCAAACAGUUGCACAACGUGUUGAAAAGAAUCAACGCGAAGGAUCGAGCGAUUUCGAUUGCGUUCGGGAGUAAAGAGAGUUUAAUCGUUUUGAACGCGCUCAUGCAACACGAUAAAAUGGAAUCGGUGAUGAGCGUUGUUUUGAUAAAUCCGAUUCCUACCAACGAUGACGCGUCGUCGUCUAGUAGUAGUUCUAGAGAGUUUGCGAAGGCGUGCGAGGAGAUUCGGGAAGGAGCGAUUGGAACGGUAAAAAUGUUCGUCGUGCUCUCUUCCAGAGGGGAAGAGUACGUCCGAGAGAGGGAGAGAAUUGAGCGUAUAUUUGUCGAGAGUGCUUCUAGAAACGAAGACGUCUCUGUGCUCGUUAAAGGUGAAGGCGCAAAGUUGGGCGAAGCAGUCGCGGAUGCGGUGCGAGAGAGAGACGCUUCUGGAAGUACGAUUCACGGGUUGAGCAACAGAGUGGACGAGUGGAUAUUAGAAACCGAAAAGGCGUCGGAAAACUACGCCGAGUUGUUCGUUUCUAAAAUCACUUUCGAACACAACAAGUACGAUAAACAGAUUGAGCAGGUUUGCGUGGAGUGCACGGAGACGUACUCCGAGGCGCUCGGGAACAAGGAGCGAGAAAUAAAAAUAGCAGAGGUAGAAGAAGAAGAAGAGGACGAAGAGGAUCCGCCACCGGUCGUGUACCUGGCGCGACGACCGUUUGAUUCCAGGAAGUUGUUCUUAAUGCUCCGAAAAGAGUACGGGAAGGUCUCGUUCACGGAAGAUUUAGAUUUGGAUGAUGACGAUAAUAACAACAAAGAUAAAAUCAACGCUACCGCUACGUUGCUGUCAUCCAGCUUGCGUUCACAAGGCGUCGUUUGGGUAAACUCGCGCUUAACAACACCUCUGCAGUGGCUUCAUAAACACUCGGAACCCGUUCGCGUGUAUGCCGUGAACGAAAAGCCGUGGUUUAAAGACGACGCAGACGAAGACGAUGAUGAACAAAAACGAAAACAGUUGUUGUUUCGACGAAGCUUUAGUUUGUGCGGCGAUCGAAGGAAUCAUUUGGUCUUUGAAGGCGUCAAAGAUGCCGAAAAGCUUCGCGAAAUGUUAGACGCGUGCUUGUGCGAGUACGAUACCGCUUUUGAUGGAGACGAUUUUUGCGAGAAGAAAGAAGCUAACUUUUUCAUCGCGUGCCAACAAGUUUGGGAGUCGGUUCCAGACACCAUGGAGCGAUGUGGCGUCAUCGCCGAAGGUCGAGGCGGCGCCGGUUGCGUCGCACUGAUGCAACAAAAAGAACGAGUGUUUUUGAAAGACAAAACGUCUUCUUCGUUGUUAUCGCAGGAUAAACUAUCAGCAAAAGAAGAUGUAGAAGAAAAAGAAGAACAAAAAGAGGGGAAAAAAUUAUUGCCACUCGGCGGCAAAAUUGGCGUUCGCGUUCCCGAAGCGUUUUUGCGACCGACCAAACAACAAGGCGAAACGAAAGUUUUCUCGAAUAACAGAAAUCUUACGGGACAUUAUUUUCCAAAGAUGCCUUGCUUAGCGUGUGGGUCGCCGUGGUGGAUUGGCGACGGGGGAUGGAAUUCGACGUGCGCGAACUGCGGCGAAGACGACCGGUGCUACGGGCUCGAUCAAAUGCCGUUGCGGCAAUUUCGAGGAAAGCACAGAACGUUUUGCGAGAUGGUUUUGAGUAUGGAUGUCUGUCGUGAUGAUUAG